Molecule: messenger RNA, 766 nt
Organism: Lineus longissimus
Lineage: Eukaryota; Metazoa; Nemertea; Pilidiophora; Heteronemertea; Lineidae
Exons: 3
Coding region: 115-549 (144 amino acids)
Source: RefSeq, a predicted model, not a curated record
UAUUGAACUGAAAGUCGUCUGCAGAUGGUGUCCUAGAAUAAGAACUCUCUUCCUGUGCUAACAACUCACAAGAUCUUCAUUCUCCAAGCUGGAAGGAGUGUUGCUUAUUUUAUCAUGAAGUACUUAAUUGUUUGUCUGAGUAUUGUGAUGGCAAUUGCCCUAACAGACGCUAUGACCGUGGCCGACCAAGCGGUUGAGAGCGUGCUCGAAGAAUUCAAGUGUCCAGACAGUUUUACCAAGGAGGAUACAAAAUACGUUUUAAGGACAUCUGGAGAAUCUUGCGGCAUAACGUACUGUGAUCAAAGUGAUGCUUCGAUGUCUGGAUUGAUUUGCCCAUUGAUGAUGGUGGAUAACAGUGUUUGCGCUAGGGCUAAACUACAGGACGAAGGCUGUUAUUAUGCUGAUGUGAAAGAUUUAACCACAGUCUACCCUGGAUGCUGUACAUACUACAAGAAAUUCUGCAAAAAUGAUGCUGGGUUUGAUGAUAGUAAAGUUCCCAGCGUGCCUACGCAAGUAAGACUCGAUUCAAACUGUAUUUCGAAUGAGUAAAACGCAUGUGUAAAAGAUUAUCAUGAAGCGGCAUGUUUUAUUUUGAUAUUUUUGAUCGAAAUACUUAAUACCAAACAAAAAUAUAAUGUACCGCUGCCCUCCAAUUGGCGGAGACGCUAGCGUUACCUCGCACUAAACAAACAUCAUUUUUACCAACCAAAGCUCGUCUUUGAACUGUAACAUCGUCACAAUGAAUAAAACUAUUGUUAUUGAAGAA